GGGGAAGACGUACUGACGACCGCGGGGUCGGCAACUCGGUGGGCGGGCCGAAAGCCCCUGGAUAUGUUUUCCUACAACACCAUGGUUUGUCUCGUGAUGCGCUAUCCAACAUACAUACACUUGGAGUUCACUAAUACUUUAGGGCUUCCGUGCUUUGUUGUUGCUUGAUUGACAAUUUCCCUCGCAGUUUUCCGCAUGAAAAGCACGAGCCGCGAGUCAAACCGGCCCGGUCGCUGACUUUCCCUCUUCGCGUGCCGCCACCGUGCUCAAAGUGGAUCGAACACCGGAAUUCGAUGGAUUUUCGAUGAAGCCGCUCGCAUGCCUGCGGCCGAUCCGCCGCCUCCACGGGGCAAUGGGUCAACAAAAGCCUGAGCACCUCCAUGAUGAGGUGUUCCGAGAAUUUCACGACUUUCCUUCGCUUUCAAGAUGGUUCUCGUUUUGGCCGCACUGCUGGGCUUCGCCCAAUUGCCGAUUGCACACGCUGUCAGCUCGCUGAAGAUUGAGACGACUUCUGGCACGGUACGGGGCGCAGUUGACUCUAUUACACCGAAUGUUGCCCAUUUCCUCGGCGUACCUUUCGCCGAGCAGCCGUUGGGAAAGCGCCGCUGGCUGCCAUCGGUGCCAAAGGCGAAAGAGAACGGAACGAUCGAUGCCUCCAGCUUUGGUCCCGCAUGCCCGCAGUUUGAAGGCAACACAGACAAUGUCUGGUUGACAGACGCCCCUGAGUUCGUCAUCACACCGAGGAACUACACAGGCGAAGACUGUUUGACGGUGAAUGUGUGGGCACCGUGGAAAGAGGAGGGCGAGCAGGGCAACUGCACGGAAGGAGCGUAUGAGGCUAAGGAUGAGAAGUUGCCCGUCAUUGCAUGGAUUCAUGGAGGAUCGUUUCAGACAGGCGCCUCCACUGUACCGUAUCAAGAUCCCAGUCGAUGGAUCCAAAGAAGUGGAAAGCACAUUGUUGUCGGCAUACAGUACCGCCUGGGUAUUUUUGGACAGCCGAAUGCAGCGGGUCUCGCAGAUGACGAGCAGAACCUUGGACUUCUCGACCAGCGUCUGGCGCUCGAAUGGAUCCGCGACAACAUCGCCAAUUUUGGCGGCGACCCAGAACGCAUCACCCUUUGGGGCCAAUCCGCAGGAGCCGUCUCUGUCGACAACUACAACUUCGCUUACCCUGAGGAUCCUAUUGUCUCUGCUCUGAUCAUGAACUCCGGAACCUCCUUCCUCACACUUACCUCUGUGGACCCUCAGCACACCAACUUCACGUUCGUCGCCUCCUCCCUCGGUUGCGGUAAUCUCAAUGCCACCGCUGAGGUUGAGUGCCUCCGCGAUGUUCCUUACCCAGAGAUCAUCUCAUUCCUCAAGGCCCGCUCCGACAACGGCAUAACCCCCGGUCUAACAUUCAACCCCAUCAUCGACAACCGCACCAAGUUCAGCAACUACACCGCGCGCGCCCUCGCCGGAAACUUCACCCGCAAGCCCGCCAUCAUCGGCACCACCGUCGAUGAAGGCAACGUCUUCCUGCCCUACAACCGCACUUACGGUCCUGACAUGGCGAUUGCCGACUCCAUCACCCUGGGCUCUUUCCUCUGCCCAACCGUUCAGACUACGCACGAUAGAUCUGCAGCAAACACGACGACGUUCCGCUAUCUUUAUGGCGGCAACUUUACCAACAUUGCUCCGCAGUGGUGGCAGGGCGCAUAUCACCAAGCCGAUAUGCCUCUCAUCUUUGGUACGCACAACAUCGCGCGCAGUAACUCCACGCCCCUUGAAUUCGCGGUGAGCGAGGCGAUGCAGGACUUCUGGCUCGCCUUUGCUGAGGACCCGGUGAACGGACUGCCAGAGGCUGGGUGGGAGGCGUAUGAGCCCACUGGGGAUGCAGUGUUGUUUGGUUGGGAGGGCAAGGCUGUGCAGCCGAUUAAGGAGGCUGAACUGGAGGCGCCGUGUAAUGGGUUAGUACCGAAUGGGCUGCCUAAACCUCCGACGUUCUAGGAAGACGAUAACGAAGGAUUUAGACGUGGUCAUGGUGUAUUAAAGCAUACCAGUAAUCUAAUGUAGACAGUGGAUUUUCACUCCAAUCCAUUUCCAGCGUACACCUUCCACUAUUCAUUACGAGGAACACCAACGAGCUGACGACUUCAAAGAAGAUCGAGACUCCAUGAAU
Macroventuria anomochaeta is the source of this 2161-nucleotide messenger RNA. Its product is annotated as alpha/beta-hydrolase. Lineage: Eukaryota; Fungi; Ascomycota; Dothideomycetes; Pleosporales; Didymellaceae. The transcript is spliced from 2 exons. The record is from RefSeq and is a predicted model, not a curated record. Bases 427 to 1989 code for a protein of 520 amino acids.